AAAAUAUAGGAAUAUUAUUUAACAGUUUUACCAUUAAAACAUUUAGUAAACUUGUAGAUAUUGUUAAACAUAGUAAUAAUUUAUUUUCAACAAGGGGAAAUUUUUUAUUAUAUAGCAGUAAUGGGAUUAUCAUAAUUGAG
Molecule: messenger RNA, 140 nt
Organism: Entrophospora candida
Lineage: Eukaryota; Fungi; Glomeromycota; Glomeromycetes; Entrophosporales; Entrophosporaceae
Source: the annotation of a GenBank genome assembly